Rhipicephalus microplus (southern cattle tick) is the source of this 4425-nucleotide messenger RNA. RefSeq names its product IQ calmodulin-binding domain containing protein igloo (gene igl). Lineage: Eukaryota; Metazoa; Arthropoda; Arachnida; Ixodida; Ixodidae. Gene Ontology annotation, molecular function: calmodulin binding. The record is from RefSeq and is a predicted model, not a curated record.
CAGUCGAGCAGCGGUAUCGGUGCUGUGCUUGUGACCCGCGCUUGUGAGUGAACGCCGGUGCGUGUGCGAAGGUCUACUUCUCUGCCCGGCUUCGGUGAGCAAAAAAAAAGUAAGUGUGUUGUGCUGAAACCAUGCAUGUAGGAGUACCAGGGUUGCCCCUGCAACAACGACGUUGCAUCUAGGCGAAGAAGAGUACCGUGUGGAACAACUGCCUUCCGGUGGAUUACGUGAAGACGCGUCUAGGCUGCCUGCAUCCGGUCUGGAUUCGUCGCGUGGUUCGCCUGAAGAAGGAAACCGCCUUUAGUGAAGUUGAACUGCUCGGACCUAGGUCGCCGUUUUCCAAGGUGCUAGUGCAGUUGAGUAGUAGGUGGUUAAGAAAGUGCUCUGCGCUAUGGGUUGCAACUUGGGCAAAGGCUCACAGCCAGACGAUUCCGAGGUCCGCGAUAAAGUCCAAUGCGACGUCGCCUCAGACGCCUCCACCGGGCAUGCUGGCUGACCGGAUGGCCGAUGGCGUCGCCAUGGUCAACAAGGCUUGCAACGACGUGCAACACGUGUACCGGGAAAUAACUUCGGACCAACACCACGACCGGCAAGAUCACGAGUCGGCGGAGGGCGAGCAGCAAGCGAACCACCAGCGGUCCAACGAGGACGCCGAGGAGCGAGCGGCUGCCGAGGCUGCCACCAAGAUACAGGCCACCUUCCGCGCCUACAAGGUGCGCAAGGAGGUGCGCCUCGGAGGAAGCAGCGCAGGAGGGAGCGAGGCGAACCUCUCUCCGUCUCGCACCGACCCAGCCAUGAAGGAGCCCGAAGAGGAAAACCUGGCCGACAUCGACCUGAGCGACCCGAGCCUAAACCAGGCGGCCAGCAAGAUCCAGGCGACGUUCCGGGGCCACCGGGUUCGCAAGAGCCCGCUGCACGAACCCAAGGAACCCGGAGACCGGCAGCAGCAGGAAGGGGAAGCCACCGACCAGGCGGACGACGCCAGCAAGGAACUGCCCGACGAGCUUAAGGACAUGGACCUAAACGACCCCGACCUGGCGAAGGCAGCCGUCAAGAUACAGGCCACGUUCCGCGGCUACAAGACGCGCGCUAAGCCAGAAUGACCACAAACAGGUUGAAGAUCAUCGUGAAAACUUCGAGGAAGCCUGCCCAUAAAUGAAUUAUUUAUGACACAGCAUGCGAAUCUACAAUGUUCGACUUUCAUCUAACUCCGAUGCACGCAACAGAGGCAACGGGAAAGAAGCUGGCCACCAAAAGAAAGAUUCCUGGCAACCCCGGUCUGCGUAUCGCACUGCACCAUUCCACAUUCCCCAAAACACUUGCCUUGUAUCUCAAAUCUUCGACGGUGCUUCGGUAACCUUAACGCAUUCUAAUUUCACACAAGCAGUUACACCAAUGUCUAGAAAUUAUACACAGUUCAUGGCCUGCUCACGUGUAAACGCUUAGGGAAAGUAAUUAGAUUCAAUGCACAGGUGGAACUCCCGCGCCAUGUUUCUCCAGAGUACUCACUUAAGUGUUUUGUAUGAGCACGUGUUAACAUGGCCUCUAGCAGGCGCAUUUGCGAAAUUCUAAAAUGCAGUUUUCAUCCCCCAUUUCCUUUUCCCCAGUGCAAGAUAACAAACGAGACAUGCGUCUGGUUGACCCCCUGCGUUUGCUUUUACUCGUCUCGCUGUCUCUUCGAAGCUUAAGACCCUAUUCGAACCUGUGUUUCAGACGCAAUUUCCGUGCCCGUGCAUAUGCACAAUAUUACCCGAAAAUUUUUUCGUCGAGUCUUUCGUGUGCUGACAAGCGUGCCACUCUUUGGCGCCAUCGAAUGACGCACUCCCUGCGUUCUAACGGAUCCACCGUAACCGGCCGCUCGCCGCAGUCGUCUGAGAAUGCGGAGGAGCAGAAGAAUCCAUUCGGAGCACUCAUGAGCUACCAUGCGGACCUAGAGGGUUGCCGAUAGCAAGACACUUUUCGUGCGAAAAAUUGGUUCAUACAAGUGCACACAAAAUAUUCAACGCGCUAGAAUGAAGAAAUGCUUCGCUAACAAAGCUCAAGAAAAAAAAAAACAAUAAGCCAGUUGAUCCCCAACCACACGUACGCUUUACAACGCGUCAGCGUAUGGCGUGUAGACUCGGAGGAACAGGGCGCGCAGCUGCAAACUGAGUGCCCCCUCUCUACAUAGAACAAUGGCAUGUCACGCACUCACUCGUUGAAAAUCCACGCAUGCGCGUUACAGCUGUGACGCGUAGACUCGCGCCGCUCCCUCUCCUUAUAGAUAGACAGAGAGCGCGUGGCUACACGAAGCUACGCGCGCUCUCUUUCCACACUAAGGGAGAGGGCGCUGCGUCACUGUAAUGCGAACGUGUGGUUGGAGCUCUAGAGAUGCCUGGCACACUGUUCUAUACUGCAUGGUGUGAUCUAAACAAGCCCUCGUCUAUGUAGCACAACACUCUAAAGAGAAAUCGAGGGAGUGUUUCUGCUGCACAACAAUAUAAUCGUCAUUUAUACUUCGAGUACUUUCCUCGCGCUAUCGCCACGGUUCCGGUAGUUCGCGGUCACGUACGGCACGCGCGUUCUCAAUGUGACAUGGGAUUCCCGACAGGAACGUGGCCAGCGCUGGGUUUUCAAAAAAAGGAACGGCGAGCAAGUCUGAUUACGAUUAUUGUUGUGUAGCAGAACUACUAUCAGAAUACUCCAUUUUUUUCUCUUAGAGUUAACAAUAAGAAAAGCGAUUGGCAAGCAACUUCCGAGGAGUACAGUGCGUAAGAUAUCCGCCGCGCGUCCAAGGUGGAUUUAUUUCAUUCCACGGUAAUGACAUCAGUGAUGUCUCUUUUCUGCCUUCAUUGCACGGAGCUGAACAAGAGAGUGGGGUUGAUGUGAUAUUUUUAAUGCGGUUGCCUGUUGUUGCGGCUCAAAUGAAAAAAAUAAAUAAAAGCUCGUUUGCAGCUUAAACUGCCGAAAGUAAAUGCUAGGACAGUGCAUGUAAUCACGUGACACGUAGGAUGAAAAGAACUGCGCCAGCAAGCUCCACGUAAAAUAAGCAUAUCACUCUCAGCUGACUAGCUGGUGAUCGCGGACGUGUUCGCUACCAUUUACUCGAGGGUAGCUCCUAUUCAAGAAGUCCAUUUAAAGCAAGGGCAGCACUGCUUGUUUGGACGCGACCGGCAAAUGUAGGAUUAUCUGCCAAUAAUUAACGAUGAUAACACGGCCAAGAGACGUCCCGGACUGUAACCAAAGCAGAGCUAGAACAAACCAAAUAAUGAUAUUCCGCACAUGUAAUCUUGGUUUCCAGAAUUCUGCAAGCAUUACUGCUAGACUUGCAUAUAAUUAAUCCCUAAAGACUAAGAAAUCACGACCCAUAUAAUUCAUGUCCAAUUCGCUAACAGCAACGUAACAAUUCUGCCUUCUGUGGAUGCCCGUGUGAGAAUGCACCCUUACAUCCCCAUCUCGAAUACCCAAAUCUUAUUCAGCAUGUGCAAGUACCAAUAUGACGAGUCCUCUGCAGCCAAAAUAAAAAAAAUUGAUAAAUACACGAUUCAAUUAUAAAAAGAAAUUGAGGCUCAAAUCGCACCUGAUCUACUUCGAUAAUGCGACCAGCCUGAUACAAGAUAAUUUUCGUAAAGCUGAAUUACCCUAUUUAGCGAAACUCCCAUUACUGUAAACCUGCAGGCAGCCGUUUUAUGUAGGAUUUUACUGACAUAAAAAUGCUGCGUGCCUGUGUCGCUGUGCAGCAGUGCAACAGUUUCAUCAUCUCGGCUCCAUUUCCCGCAGGUCAAUACCGCAAAGUCAUAACCAGACAUAAAAAAUUAACAUGAGCCCGCUAAAAGAUAUAUCUAAUCAAAUACUGAAUAUUGUCUCCUCCAAUUCCAACAUUUUCCCAUCGGAGAAGUAAUGUGCUUCAUAAAUGCACCGAGAAGAAACGCUUCCGCUAGCAUAUACAAUGUAAGCAUUCAAUCACAGUGCUAUUAGCGAACGAGUACUUACUCGCCAACCUUACUGCCUUUGCCCUUGGAAAGCAGUUCGCGACUUAAUGAAUGUUUUGGUGUUGCUUGUGAAGCCUGUGUGCACUUGUUGAAAUAAUAUUAAAAAACAUGGCUGCUAUGUUUGAAAAUGAAAAUCAAAGGGGAGUGCACAGGCUGAUUCAGUUGGGCAGGCGGCCGUUGUUAACUGACUGGCCGGUUUGUAGCAUUCGUAGGAGUGCAGUCGUUCGCUCUGCCUUGACACUAUAGCUUUAAUUUUAUUUCUGAAUGUCUCACAUUCGCAUUCCCUAUGGGCCAGUGUUCGUAAGGAAACCUCAACGCCCGAGGUGAUGUGUUACAGGGAGUAGAACGUUCGAAUAUGUGUGUGGCCACAAUGAAGAUGAUAUAUGUGCUAAGUAUGAUAAAAGAAAGAAGAUAUGUCUUCAUUCUCUAAUAAAAGUAUUAUUACGAACAUUCA